AUGGGUGCGGUGCAGAUGACGUGCGAUAAAUCUGUGACUUUAAAGGUCGGCGAUGCUUUAGCGUUCGAUCGUGACCAAGAUGCUUUUAAGCCGCCGAUGCUUCUACCAGCCAAAGAGUUGUUGGGAAAACUCGCCGAGAAGGCGCAACGUUCUUUCCAUGCCGAAGAUGCUGACCUGCAUCCAGACGAUCGUGGUAACGUUGAUGACUAUGUCAAUGAGGUACCUGAUGUGAAUGAAAAGGAUUAUAAGGAAAAUAAACACGUAGAAGUGGUAAAGAAUGUGAGACGCACAGUGUCGACAUUCUUCCUCGAGAUCGCAUUUCAAGGUCGACAUUUGAUGAUAGGGAUGCGUCGUCGUGGCGAAGGUUCAUCAGGUGCUUACAAUCCACAGGGGCACCUUAUUGGUGCCAUAGGAGUGAUAAGAUGCGCGAAAAAUUUUUUCGUGUUGAAGUAUUUGCACGAAGAUGAACGAGAACUAAUCAGUAUAUUCAACAAGGUUUCCUAUAUCACCACGCUUAUAGUAUCACCAGAAUUCCGAAAAAUCGGCAUCGCCACUCAACUACUACAACGUGCCAGUACCGUAGUACUUGAAGAAGGAAGUCAAUUAGUAUAUCUUCAUGUCUUGCAUUCGAACCUACCGGCUAUUCGUCUAUACGAAAAAAUGGGUUACAAGAAGGUUGCCAAUAUACCAAACUACUACAACAUCAGCGGCAAAGGAGAAACCGGUAUUAUCUACUGCCGACGCCUGGCUAUGCCGAGCUGUCACGAAUGCCUUGCGUUGUCCAGCUGCUCGAUUCUGUAA
Angiostrongylus costaricensis is the source of this 801-nucleotide messenger RNA. The record is from the annotation of a GenBank genome assembly. NCBI's taxonomy places the organism in Eukaryota, Metazoa, Nematoda, Chromadorea, Rhabditida, Metastrongylidae.